Penicillium soppii is the source of this 1008-nucleotide messenger RNA. Its product is annotated as NmrA/HSCARG family protein. The transcript has a single exon. The record is from RefSeq and is a predicted model, not a curated record. Lineage: Eukaryota; Fungi; Ascomycota; Eurotiomycetes; Eurotiales; Aspergillaceae. The coding region runs from base 1 to 1008 and encodes 335 amino acids.
AUGACCACACCAAAGACCAUUGCCAUUGUCGGUGCAACCGGCACGCAAGGCUCAUCAGUUGCCCGAACCUUCCUCACUCUCCCCAACUGGCACAUCCGAUGCCUCACCCGAGACCCAUCAUCCGAGAAAGCCCUCGAGCUCGCCGAACUGGGCGGCGAGCUAGUCCAAGCAAAUCUCGAAGAUAAAGAUUCUCUCCGCCGAGCAUUCAACGGCGCACACGCCAUCUUCCUCAACACCGAUUUCUGGCAACCAUACCGCGCAGCCUUAGCCUCAGGUACUGAUGCCCUGACUAGUGCCAAGCAGGGCUACGAAACAGAAGUCACCCACGGGAAGAAUGCGGCCAAUGUUGCAGCGACCAUUCCAACCCUCGAAAGACUCAUCUACUCGGCCCUGGGUCCGAUGAAGGCAGCUUCGGGGGGCAAGUACUCGCACUCUUAUCACUGGGAGACGAAGGCCUAUAUAGCCGAUUAUAUUGGGCAGAUGCCCGAGUUGGUGAAGAAAACAUCGUUCAUCUAUAUUGGUGCUUACAUCUCCAACCCCUUCCUGUAUCCCAAGUACCAGCCGGAGAGCAAAGAGCUUGUUUCUUUCUUGCCGGCCAAGAAGUCCAUGCGCAUGCCCAUUAUUGAUACCGCCAACUCAACUGGUCCUUUUGUCAGGGCGCUGGUCGAAGAUGAGGCGCCAGGUAUGAAGUUGCUGGCAUACGACGACUAUCUCUCUGCGGAGGAAAUUGCAGUUGUGUGGUCCCGAGCUCUUGGAAAACCGGCUAGGGUGGUCGAAAUGGGUCUCCAGGAAAUGCAUGAGAAGACAGGAAUUCCACUUGAGGUUCUGGGUGGCCCUGCGUUCGUUGAUGAAUUUGGCUAUUGUGCUGGCUUGGGGAAUGUUGUUGAGCCUGCUCAGUUGAAGGCUCAGGUUCAAGGGAAGGGAUUUGAGGAGUGGCUCAAAGGCCAGGAUGUUGUGGAGUUGUUGGGAUUGAAGGACUUGAAUCGGUGGGAUGGUAUCGUUCAGUAG